UUUUUCGUAUACAUAACGUCACUUCCCGGAAAAUAAAGUCCCUCAAUACGGAAGUAUAAGGAAGAAAACACAAUUUUGUCGACUGGAAGUCAGAGUAGACGCCUUCAACACAGAUUUCUUUUUGAACUGUUCUCGACGACGUCAAAUUAUGAUGCAAGCCAUUUUUGGGAGCAGAAAGACUCCAGAUCAGUUACUCCGAGAGAAUCAGAGGGCGCUCAACCGAGCCAUGCGAGACCUGGACAGAGAGCGAUCAAAACUGGAGCAACAGGAGAAGAAGAUUAUUGCUGAUAUAAAGAAAAUGGCUAAGCAGGGACAAAUGGAUGCUGUCAAGGUCAUGGCAAAAGAUUUAGUUCGCACACGGCGCUAUGUUAAAAAGUUUAUCAUGAUGAAAGCCAACAUCCAGGCAGUUAGUCUGAAGAUACAGACACUGAAAUCCAAUAACGCCAUGGCACAAGCUAUGAAAGGUGUCACUAAAGCCAUGGCCACCAUGAACAAACAGAUGAAGCUGCCUCAAAUUCAGAAGAUUAUGAUGGAGUUUGAAAAACAGACAGAAAUAAUGGACAUGAAAGAGGAGAUGAUGAAUGAUGCCAUUGACGAUGCAAUGGGUGACGAUGAUGAUGAGGAGGAAAGUGAUGCCAUUGUAUCACAAGUGCUGGAUGAACUGGGUUUGAAUCUGUCCGAUGAACUGUCAAAUCUGCCAUCCACUGGUGGAAGCCUGUCUGUAGCUUCUGGAAAGAAAGCUGAGCCCCAAAGUGCUGCCAUGGCUGACGCAGACGCCGAUCUGGAGGAGCGACUGAAUAAUCUCCGGAAAACCGAUUGAAGAUUCUCUGGAAAAGCUAAACAGUGACAGAAGAGCGUGCCGUCUCCAGGCCUGUUAGGAUAUAAUCAUAUCCUCUCUUUGAUUCUUUUGAGGGGAUAACGGGCAGAACAGUCUCAGUUGCCUCUUCUAAGGUGUAUUGCUUUCUCUCUGAGGUGUUCUUAUCCGUACGUCAUGUAUUUUAUCAUCCAACCCACCACUCAUUCACAGGUAGUCAAUUCUGGAACAUACGUAUACGUUACCAAAAGCUUACUGUUGAAAAAAAAUCCAAUCUGUGUAAAUAUUAGCUUGUGGUGACAUGCUGUUUUCAUACUAAACACUAAUUCAAAAAUAUUGAAUAAAUCCAAAUCAGUUUAUAUUUCAUAAGGUUAAUUUAUGCACGUCAGCACUCUUUCCAAGUUUUUCUUUUUAUAGCUUUUGGUUGCAUUUGUUUGUGUAAGCUUGCUACUAUCAGUUUGGAUAAAGAGGCUGUGAAAGUGUUGUUACUGUAUUCUCACAACCUCUCCUAAAUUAACAAAUGGUAUAUAUAAAGAUCUUUAAAAGAUGAGACUCUCCCUUUGACUCUUCACCAUUAAAGACCCAUAUGUUUGUGGUGUUUGAGAACAUUUUGGGGUUCUUAAAAUGAUGAGAAGUUUUUGACUGUCCUGUUUUGCUUUUCUUUGCUAAAUAAACAUGAUUCCAUAUUGUAAAA
Thalassophryne amazonica is the source of this 1508-nucleotide messenger RNA. RefSeq names its product charged multivesicular body protein 2A (gene chmp2a). The coding region runs from base 149 to 820 and encodes 223 amino acids. The transcript has 6 exons. Gene Ontology annotation, cellular component: multivesicular body; ESCRT III complex. NCBI's taxonomy places the organism in Eukaryota, Metazoa, Chordata, Actinopteri, Batrachoidiformes, Batrachoididae. Gene Ontology annotation, biological process: endosome transport via multivesicular body sorting pathway; protein transport; late endosome to vacuole transport. The record is from RefSeq and is a predicted model, not a curated record.